GCUGUUUUUGGUCCGCCAUAACAAAAUGGCCGACAAUCUAAUAUGUCAAUAAUUGUAUGACAUGUCAUGUUCAAAUUUAUGACGAUACAUAUGUACUUAUAAAUUGAUUUCCAAGUGUUUUUAACAGUAAUUCAACAUGUCAUGGCAAAUGCCACCAGCUGGACCAUGGAAUCCAGGUAUUCCUGUCCAGGGCAAUAUGCCCAAUAUGAACAUGGGAUCCUAUACCCCUGAUCAAUGGUCAGCAAUGCAACAACAGAAUUGGCAGCAAUGGGCCCAGUGGCAGCAGCAAUAUGCACAAUGGCAAAGUCAAUACGGAGAGAAGUAUGAACAGCAAAUGCAAGCCAUGCAGUCUAUGGGUGCAUUCAUGCCCCCAUUGCCACCUGCUGCUGCUCCACCGCCUGCACCACCACCACCAGAAAAACCACCACCGCCUCCACCUCAUGAGAACAACCAACCACUCUAUGCACAGAAAACCCAACCAAGUCCAGUACCUGCACCAAAUAACAACAAUGCAGGGCCCACCAGCAAUAAUAGCGCCAAUUCAGGAACAGGUAAUAAUAAACAAUGGUAUGGUACAGAAAAGACUGAGCAGCAGACUGCAGUUGACACUGAAGCUUUAAAAAAGCUUGCAGAGGAGCAGAGGCUUUUUGACAUUCAAUUUCAGAAAUGGGAAGAACAGAUUGAGAAAUGGAAGCAAGAGAAUUUGAACCAUCCAGACAAGGAUGCAUACAAAGAGUAUCAGCAGAAGUUUGAAGCAUGCCGGGCACAACUUAUGGAGCGUCGGCAACAGAUGAUUCAAAAGAAAGCUAAACUGCUUGGCCAGGAUCCAACUGCAGCCAAUACUGCUGCUACAGUUAAUACAUCUACUGUAGUACCACCUCCAUUGCAGAACACUGGCAAAAAUAACUUUAAUCAAAGCAAUGCACCUAAACAAGAUUAUAAUAAUAGGUUAGUUCAAAAUUACUCUGAUCAAGGAAAUGCAAAUAAUACUUAUAAUGCAUACAACAAACCUCCUCCAUCUGGAUAUAAUAGAAAUGCGAACAGAAAUAUAAAUUUACAAGACAGAUACCAGUAUGAGGCAGAUAAUUAUUCUGGCAAUGAUAACUACCCUGGUGAUGACUAUUCUGGUAAUAACUACUCGGGUAAUGAUAAUUAUUCUGCUAAUGAUGAUUAUUCUGGCAAUGAUGAUUAUUCUCGCAAUAAUGCUGAGUUUAGAAAUAAUAUUGAUGAUUAUCCUGAAAAUAAUGAUAAUUAUCGUAAUGAAGUAGAUAAUUCUGCAUUCUUGCCUUCAAGUAGUUCCAAUGCUGGUAUACCAGGGUUAGAUUUGGUACCUGAAAAAGAAAAAGUACAACCACAAUCACAUGAAGUGAUCGAUAUCACUGAUGAACCAGUACAAAGACAGCAAAUAAAGGCACCUGAUUACUCCACUAUAUCAAAAGGAAUAAAUAAUAUACUUGGAGAUGAAAAAAUUAUGAAUAUACUAUCAUUAGUUAGAGAUCAAAGUAUAGUUGGUAAUCAAAAUACAAAUUCUCAUAAUGUAAAUAGUCAAAAUAUAAUUUCUAAUAAUCAGUGGAACAGGAACACUGGUAAUUUUAACCAACAGGUCAAUGAGAGACAGAUGCCAUAUAAUAGACCAGAUUCCAAUUACCCAAUUCAACAUAACCAAGACACAAAUUACGCAGAUCAAAGAACAGAUAUUUCUUCACAUCAAAAUAGGUCAUUUGAUGAUAGAAAUGAACGACCCUUUCAAGAUCAGUAUUAUGACAGACAUAAUCAAUAUGGUCCUCCUGGGAUAGGUCAAAAAAGUGAUAUUCCACUACAAGACAAUGUAACUCAACCAAGACCACUGAUGGAUCUCCAACCAAUGAUUGAUAAUAGGAACAUGCAGGAUAUUAGAAAUGUACCAGACAAUAGAGGUACAUAUGGUAAUAGAGGCAUCCAGGAUCAUGACAUGGUUAUGCAAAAUAGCAGACACAUACAAGAUAGAGUUCUGCAUGAUAACACUAAUAUUAUAAAUGAACCUCCUAGACCUAAGUGGGUUGAAGAGCCGUUGUUCCAUCCAUCCAUUAUUGUUGAAUAUGAACACAAACCUUUAAGACUUAAAGCUCGUGAUUUCAUUGAUCCUGUGCAUGUGUUUGAUUACAAUCACAAAUCAAAAGAUGGUGAGGGUAGAGAUGAUUUUGAUAAGGAACAUGAGGAUAUGUUUACAAGGAAAGCUAGGAGACCCGGUAUAGAUGAUGAUUAUAUGAACUCGGACAGAUACGCUAGAGAUCAAUAUUCUAGGGACUAUGAGCGGCGGGUGCCAAGGGAUUAUAGGGAUGAAUAUCGUCCAAGAAUACCUCCAAGGAAUGAGUUUGAUGAUAGACGAAAAUUCGACGAUAGACAUGAUGACAGGAGGCGCGACGACCGCGACAGAAAUAAUAGACGAGAGGAUAUGUAUAGAGAUAGGGAGAGAGAAAGGGAUAGGGAAAGAGAUCGGGAGCGGGAGAGAGAUCGGGACAGGGAAAGAGAUCGCGACAGAGACAGAGAUCGGGAUAGGGACAGAGAUCGCGACAGAGACAGAGAACGAGAUAGGGAAAGGGAUAAAGAUAGAGGACGAGAUAGAGACACAUUUAGAGAUAGAACCAGGGAACUUAGAAGAGAGGAUGAUAGAAAUAGUAGUGAUAAAGAUCGGAAGAGAGCUCUCAGUAGGGAGAGUGAAGUUAGUGUAAGUUCAGAUUCAAAGAAGUUUAAAAAUACAGUUAGUAAUUCAACCACCCCUGUUGUGAUGAUUGAUGAUAUACUAGAGAUGCCUGGGCGCGCCAUGCGGCCCGAGAAAAUAGUCAUCAUACUUAGAGGUCCGCCUGGCAGUGGUAAAUCAUAUUUAGCUAAAUUAAUUAGAGAUAGAGAAGCGGAGCAGGGAGGCACGGCUAGGAUUAUGUCGAUAGACGACUACUUUAUGCAGGAAGGAGAGAUCGAAGAGAAGGAUCCCGCAACAGGCAAAACAAUAAAGAAACCCUCACUGAAAUACGAAUAUGAUAAGGGCAGUGAACAGACAUACCUUAAUUCAUUGAAGAGAGCGUUCAAGAGGACCAUCACAGAUGGAUACUUCACGUUUCUAAUAUACGACGCUAUGAAUGAACAUUUACGGUGUUACGCGGAUGUAUGGAAUUUCGCGCGACAGAAUGGAUUCCAGGUCUAUGUGUGUACAUUGGAGUUGGACUCACAAACGUGUCAUAAAAGGAACAUUCACAAUCGUUCACUGGAAGACAUACAAGUUAUAGCGACACGAUUCUUCCCAACACCCGACCAUCAUAUACAACUGGACCCCACGACGUUACUCCAGAGUGCUGCAAUCACGGAGGUCCAGAUGGAAGAUGCUGUUGAUGAUGUAAUCAUGGAGGAUGUUGAUGAAACCGAGGUGGAAAGCGUUUUUACUUCGAAGUGGGAGCGAAUGGACGACGUCGCCCAACUAGCCCGGCUCGACGGGACCAACAAACCGCUUCGCUCAUCGCAUCUCUCAAUGGAAGACUACCUACAAUUAGACGACUGGAAACCCAAUGUUGCUAAACCUGGGAAAAAAACUGUACGCUGGGCCGACAUUGAAGAAGGAAGACAGCAGGAGAAGAUGCGUGCCAUCGGUUUUGUAGUUGGCCAAACGGAUUGGAACCGUAUGACGGACCCCACUAUGGGGUCUAGCGCUCUCACUCAGACAAAAUACAUAGAAAGAGUGAGGCGCACUUAGACAGUAUUCUAUUAGCUGCCUUUACA
This is a messenger RNA of Achroia grisella, 3750 nucleotides long. RefSeq lists its product as uncharacterized. Gene Ontology annotation, cellular component: nucleus. The record is from RefSeq and is a predicted model, not a curated record. The transcript has 9 exons. NCBI's taxonomy places the organism in Eukaryota, Metazoa, Arthropoda, Insecta, Lepidoptera, Pyralidae. The coding region runs from base 137 to 3724 and encodes 1195 amino acids. Gene Ontology annotation, biological process: regulation of telomere maintenance.